Drepanopeziza brunnea f. sp. 'multigermtubi' MB_m1 is the source of this 3084-nucleotide messenger RNA. RefSeq lists its product as uncharacterized. Gene Ontology annotation, molecular function: protein binding; guanyl-nucleotide exchange factor activity. Gene Ontology annotation, cellular component: cytoplasm; division septum; mating projection tip. NCBI's taxonomy places the organism in Eukaryota, Fungi, Ascomycota, Leotiomycetes, Helotiales, Drepanopezizaceae. Gene Ontology annotation, biological process: septin ring organization; intracellular signal transduction; establishment of cell polarity. The record is from RefSeq and is a predicted model, not a curated record.
AUGUCCUUCGGCAGUGUUGCGAACCCCCCCAUGGCUCAUGGUCUCUCGAGAACCAACACCGCCCCCUUAUUCACGACCCGCAGCACCGGGCAUGGCCUUUCAGGCUUGAGCAACAUCAUGGGCCACAGUUCGCGCUCCUCCCAGCUCUCUGGGUCCACCGCCUUCACAUCCUCCUCAACUUCGCUGUCAUCUUUGACCAGCUCGGCCACCCUCGUUUCAUCUACCGCGGCUCCGGCAACACCGCAGAUGGCCCAGAACGCUGGGAAUGUCGUCGCGACGAACAACAUCAUCAAUCAGCGGGCGGAUGCCUCGAGGUCGCUCUACCAGAUAUGCGUGAAUCUGCGCCAGAGGCUGGCCACCGUGCCCGACUUCGAUGCACACCUGACCGAUGCCGAGAGCGAGGAUGAGGGCGAGGACUUGGACCCCGUCUCCUCCCUAUGGAAAUGCCUGAGGAAGGGGACACCGCUGGUCACAAUAUAUAACUCGCUGAAGCCGGAUGAGCUCUUGAAAAUUGAUGAGAAGAUACCGGAAACGAAAAGAGCCAAGAUUGCUGCCUUUAAGUUUGUGGAGGCGUGCUUGAAGGACCUCAAGCUACCUCCUGGGGAGUGCUUUUCAUUGCAGGAUUUGUUCGGUGACGAUACGACGGGCUUCGUUAAGGUCACUCAAAUCAUCAACAUUGUUCUGGAUAUCGCGGAGCAAAAAGGAAACCUUUUGACAUCAGACGAGGCCAGUGUGGUACCGGCAGCAGCCAUGGCAGGAUCCAAGAUGAGCUACAGGGACCAUGUGGUCAACGAACUCGUGAACACGGAACGGAAAUAUGUGCAGGAUUUGGAGAAUCUUCACGAGCUGAAGAAAACGAUAGAGCAGAGGGGCGUGAUUCCAGGAGAUGUCGUACACGACAUUUUUCUCAACAUCAACGCGAUUUUGGAUUUCCAGCGGAGGUUUCUCAUCAAGAUCGAGACGACGAAUUCUCAACCGGACGAUUCGCAAGCGUGGGGACUUCCCUUUACCAAUUACGAGGAAGCCUUCAACAUUUACCAACCCUUCAUCGCUAAUCAACGCAAAGCCGCGGCUAUUGCAAAGAAAGAAUUUGACAAGAUCUCUCUAGCUGAACAUCCCGUGGUUGCAGAUUUCAACACCUUGGACGGAUUUCUUCUCAAACCGAUGCAGCGUCUUGUCAAGUAUCCCUUGCUGUUGAAGGACCUGCGCGACAAAACAGGUGCGGAUGACGAGACUAAGGCUGAUUUAACAGCUGGUAUUGAGGCGUCAAAUCGAGUGCUCAUGCAGGCAAACUCUGCCGUCGAUAGAGAACUUAGGGCGGAAGCGUUAGAGGACCUGUGCGCGCGGGUAGACGACUGGAAGAACCAUCGUGUUGAUCAUUUUGGAGAAUUGCUGUUGCAUGGGCAUUUUCCUGUGUUGACAGGCAAGAGUGACGUGCAGAAAGAAUACACUAUAUACCUCUUCGAACGCAUCCUUUUGUGUUGCAAAGAGCUCAAUCCCAACAAAUCGAAAGACAAACUCAUGGGGAGCACCCAGAAGGACAAAAAGGAUAAGAAAGACAAGAAGAACAGGGAGCCCAACAAGAAUGCGAAACUUCAACUCAAGGGACGAAUCUUCAUGACUAACGUGACCGAGGUCAUGUCUUUGGCAAAACAGGGCUCUUACACAGUUCAGAUUUUCUGGAAGGGUGACCCAGGCGUGGAGAACUUCAUCAUAAGGUUCUCGAACGAGGAGACGAUGAAGAAAUGGUAUGAGGGAGUUGAUGGGCAACGGAAAACACACGCCAGCACCGUUCAGAUGGGGAGCAGUCCCGAUGCCGAUUUCACAUGGAUGAAAGAUCAGGCAGCUCCUCUUCCCAACCCCUAUUCCCAACACGAAGAUGAAGAUGAUGACGACGACUAUAACUUCUCAGCAUCAGCACAAUUAUCAAACUCCACAUAUCCAGGCCCUGUAACAGGCAUGGCUCGCAACCCAUCGAUCUCGAGUCUUCGCUCAAGGGCCGCAACAGGAGAGAGUGGCACGUCGUUAGCCGGAAUUGCGAGAGCGCCACCGCCUCGCUUCCCAAUGGGAACCUUGCAGAAUCCGCCGUUGAGCUUGCAGACCCAACUUACAACACAGCUCCCUUCGCCGAGUCACAGGGGCGGGGAUUCUUACUUCUCACCGGUCGCAGAAUCACCUGCGUCCUCGAGAAUAAGCGGCAGUUCCCAGACCCAAAUGUUUCCACUCCCGCGGCAAGGGACGCCCCAAAGUGGCUGGGAGUCAGUUGAUCACAAUAGGUAUACGGCGCCUGCACAUUCGAGAGCACUGUCGAGAGGCAGCCAACCACAUUCGGAUGCUUAUCAAAUGAACGGCCGUACACCGCAGAGACCUUCCCUUCCGGCAAUGCCUCACAAUUCGGCGCAGGCACAGACAGCAGCACAACAAAGGAGUCGGUCUUACAGUACCCCGGAUAUCAAUGGUCAGAAUGGAGCCCGCCGGCUUCCGAAUGGCUCCAUGAGUGGCCCAGUCCCAGCCGUACCUGGUAUUCCCGCCCAUCUUCACCCUUCUUACGACAACGGAAUACCGCGAUCUCAGAACAAUUCUCCAAAUGGGCUACCCAUGAGGUCAAACACCCAGUCUCCCGGUGCACAGAUACAAAAGAUGCCGCAGGGCCAGGGCUCCCAGUACCCGUCGUACCCACGGUCUAACAACUCUCAAUAUCCAGGAGGCGUACAGGAUAGCCGAGCCAUGUCACCACCACUGGGUAGCGUCAAAUCAGGGGACGGCGACGUGGGCCUCCCAACUCAACUCAAAGUCAAAGUCAACUGCGACGGCAACUAUGUGACGCUCGUGGUAGCAUUUAACAUCACCUACCAAUCCCUUGUCGAUCGCAUUGACGCCAAGGUCGGUCGAUUCUCCACCAACGCCAUUGCGGCCGGUACGAUGCGACUGCGGUACCAAGACGAGGACGGUGAUUUCGUGACGAUUGAGAGUGACGAUGACAUCCAGAUCGCAUUCCAGGAGUGGCGUGAGUCGCAGAAGCAGCAGUAUCUGCAGGGACAGCUUGGCGAGAUUGAGCUGUUUUGUCUCAGUGUGGAAAGCUAG